UCUUCACCUAAGAAGAUAGAAGGGAGGUUACUCGCACUAACUAAUGAAUUUUUCUCUGUGCGAAGUGCCCAAUUUCUUCUUACAACUAUAAUUUAUGAUAAAAUGGGGUUUCCUGGUCUCUGGAAAGUCUUGUACUACAUUUUGCGUGUAGCACACAUGACUGUCAACAACUUCAUGGCACUCCCAGCUUACGUUGUCUGGUAUCUUUUGUUGACACCAUUGCGCCAUUUCUACCCACCCCUCUACUGGAAGAUAGAGAGAAUUCUUUUCAAGGCUCUCCUCAGCUUCGUGGUUAUGUGGGCUAACUCAGGUGGAUAUAAAAUUAUAGAAUCUGGAGACGAUCUGAGUAGUCUACAUGAGAAGCAUGUCCUUCUGCUGGUGAAUCAUCAGUCAACAGCAGAUAUACCAUGUGUGAUGUCAGCUUUAUUGCCAAAAUCUCUUGUGAUUGGACAGAUUAUGUGGAUAAUGGAUUAUAUUUUCAAAUUUACUAACUUUGGUUGGGCCUCCAACCUUCAUGGAGAUUUUUUCAUACAGCAGGGUAAAGAGUAUAGGGAUCAGCAAUUAGUUAGACUCAGGGAGCAUUUAUUAAACAACUACCUCAGUCAGGACAAGAGAUGGCUUGUAUUAUUUCCAGAGGGAGGUUUCCUUUACAAGCGUAGAGAGAGGGGACAAAAAUUUGCAAAGCAGAAAAACUUGCCAGUUUUGACACACUGUACUUUGCCAAGGCUUGGUGCUUUCAGCACUAUUGUAGAUACUGUGGGAUAUAUGCACCUGAAAAAUGGAACAAAAGAAAUCAGAGAAACCAGUGAUCAUAAUGGUAUAGAAUGGGUUGUUGAUAUGACACUGGCCUACCCAAAUGCGGAGCCCAUUGACAUGCCAGGUAUUUGUAUAGGCUGGUGGGAACCCCGGAACAUGCAUGUGCAUUAUCGCGCAUACCCAUUGUCGGAAAUUCCAUCAGACACUGAAGGGAGAACAAAGUGGCUUUAUGAUAGAUAUGUGGAAAAGGAAACAAUUUUGGAACAUUUUUAUGAGCACGGAAGUGGUCUAGAUGUGAUGGAUAAACAGGAAAGAAGUUUACCUCGGGUAAUUCCUCAUGAAGUGCCUUUCGAUAAAGUCUGGUUUAUGAUAUCUUACGCAUUUUAUGCGGUUUCAGCCUAUAUAUUUUGGUCAAACAUCUAUGUCCCAGUGUGGAAUUUAUUUUGGUAUUUCAUCAGUUUUAUUUUGUAACUUUCCAAGAUUUUUUUUAAUACAUCAGAUCACUUUAUUCUGUAAAAUUUGUGUUGCAACACAGUUUCUGUCAAGUCUGUUGUAAAUUUAUUGUUAUGUUUGAAAAGAAAUGUCUUGCAAAAAAAUUAUCAUGUAAUGAGAAUGCAUUUUUUUUUAAUGUUUUUACAUACCUUUUGUGACAGACGUUUUUCUUCAUAUUUUCUUUAAAGGAUUAAAAAAUAUUAGAAAGCAAUGCAUCAACAGAAAUUGGAAGAGCAUGUAUAUGAUUCCCUUUUGUGUAGUAGUAAUGCUUAAAUCUCAGGGGUUGAUGUUAGGGAAAUGGGUCCUUGCAUGUUUUGAAGACAUUGUAAGUCUCUUGGUUUAAAAUAGUUAUUCAUAAUGAAGUUAGGAAAAUGGUUUUUGACUUGAUUUUUUUAAACAUUUUCAUCUACUGUUAAUUAUUCAGAAAUAUGAAUUGUUAGUCAUUUUUAUUACUUCUUUUUAAUAUGUUUAUUUGAUAGGAAUUUAUUUCUACAUGUGAAUAUGUUUAACAGGUUGAGACCUUAGCAUAGGUAUGUGCUGAAAAAGGCCUCCACACAGUAAUAAACAUCUUUCAAAUAUUGUCUAAUAUGAUAAUGGAGUGUUUACUGGAUGUCCAUAUAUACACAAUAGCAAGCUUCAUAAAUGGAUUUUACAAGUUCGUUUUAACAAGCGUGAUGGAAAUGCCAUGUCUAGAACUGUGACACAUGAGACGCUUGUUAGAAUACUUCGAAAUCAUUUAUAUUUGUUUGCAUAAAAUUUUUGUGGUUUUGGUCAAGACAGUUAUCUCCUGGGGACAUGAAUUUAUGAAUUUCAAAUUUUGAAGUUUAAAUAGAUAGGAAUUAAUUGUGUUACUUCUAAGGAAGUGGAUGAAAUUUCAAGGAUUUCACAAAAUCUACAAAGAAUACAGUUAAGUCUCCCUUAACGGUAUAUAAUUUCAAGGUAAAUCUUACAGUCAUGAACCAAUUAACAUCUAAGGAAUCUCAACCUUUAUACCAUUUAGUGUAAAUGUUAUACACUUAGGGACCAAGUUUGCUUUUAGCCUGACUGCUAGAAGAACAGAUAGAGUUAUUGUACUCACUCCGAAGUCGUCAUUGGCAUCUGAGUCACCAUUGGUGUUCCUACUCAGUUAAGUUUUUUUAUGUAAGUUGGUGUCUCAGUAACCACUUUUGAUUGUGUUGAAACUUCACACUCUUUUUUUUCCCUGUGAUGAUUAGACAUGAACUUAGUAGGUUCCAUAACCCUAUCUUGUAUUUUACAAGGUUAUACUCCCAUUUUGACCUGUUAGUUUGGUUUUUUUGUUAAAAUUUUAUAUGUAAGCUGGUAUCUCAGUAGCCACAUGUAGCAUUGGCUGUUGUCGCCUAUGAUGAUCUGCCAUGCAGUUUGAAGACUCCUUAACCCUAUUCUGCAUUUUACAAGGUUAUGCCCCCUUUUCAUAUUGGCUUUUUGUAUGUAAGCUGGUAUAUCAGUAACCACUUGUGGGCUGGAUUGAAACUUCACAUUAUUGUUUCCCAUGAUGAUCUGACAUGCAGUUUGCAGGUUCCAUAACUCUUCUGCAUUUUUGAAAAGCAAAAGUUUGUUUCCCAUGUAUCUCAAAAUGUAGACCUAGAGUUAUAAACAUAAGAGGAUUGUUUUAUAGCAUGUGAAGUUGUGCACCUGAUGUUCUCUUUGGGAUUUCACACAGGUAGGCGAGAGUAAUGGUCCUUGACCUUAAUAAUGGAAAGCUUAAAGGUUUGUGUUGCAUAUAUCUUAAAAAAAUAUUUCACCUAGAUUCAUGAAACCAUGUACAGUGAAAGGAAUGGGACACCUGUGUCUUAUGGACACACAUCCAGUUAUAAGCUAAUACCCCCUUUUGGACUAAGCAGUUUUUAGAAAAGUUUUUUUUUGGAUUUAAGCUGGUAUAUCAGUAACCACUAGCAGGAAUGGAUUGAAACUUAGCACACUUUUCCUCUGUGAUAAUCUGACAUGCAGUAUACAGUUUCCUCAACUCUAGUUUGCUUUUUCACAAGAUUAUCUCCUUUUUUCCAACAGCAGUUUUUUGUUUAGUUUUCAUACGUAAGCUUGUAUCUCAGUAACCACUUGUGGGCAUUGUUUGAAACUUCACACACUCAUUCACCAUGUAGGUAUGACAAGUAUUGUAAAGGUUCCAUAACUCUGUUUUUUUUUGACAAAGUUAUGCCCCUUUUUGGCUUACAGAUAUUUUUGAGGUCUUAUCACAUUUAUCAGUAUAAUUGGGGGAAGUUGUAUGUUUCAGAAUUACUGCCUGUUUUGUACUUGUUUAUGUCUUUGUUUUCAUUAUUUUAUCAUUUUAAGUGACAAAAAACUUGAAUAGUUGAGCAUAGCUGUCCAAGGACAGCUCUUGUUAUUGGUUGUUUUUUCUUCCAGUGACAUUCGGCUUUAAAAACACAGCUUUAUGACUAUAUAUCUUUAUAUUUUCUCAUCUGAAUCCAAUGAUGCUUUAUCUACCGUAGUGCCCAGAACUGGCUUAGACCAAUAAUGUUUGAUCAAGUGCACAGAACUUGCACAGUCCGAAAAUGCCUUUUCUAGUGCCCAGAACUGGCACACUCCAAGAUGCUUUAUCUAGUGUACAGAACUGGCACAGUCCAAAGAUGCCUUUUCUAGUGCCUAGAACUAGCACAAUCCAAAGAUUUGUUUUCUUGUGCCCAGAAUGAUGCUUUAUCUAGUGUACAGAACUGGCACAGUCCAGAGAUGUGUUAUCUUGUGCACUGAACUGACAUAUACAAUUGAAUUUUGAUCUAAUGUACAGAACUGGCACAGUCCAGUGAUGCUUUAUUUAUUUCACAGAACUAGCACAGUUCAUCGAUGCUUUAUCUAGUGCACGGAACUUGUACAGAUCACAGAAUCUAGUGCACUGAAGAGAUACAGUUCAGUGAUAAUCAUGUCACAAUUUACUGCUGUGUUGUUUGAAUUUUGUCUAUUGUUUAAUGUACCUGCAUUUAAGUGUUGUAAAUAUUUUGUUAUUUUUUUAACGAAGAUUUUGAAUGUUGAAGGAAUAGCUUUUGAUUUACGAAACAUCUUUUUUCCUGCAUGUCAAUUUGUUUGUUGUGAAGCUACUUCCCAUUCAAGCAUAGUUAAAGCUACUCGCUCACAGUGUGGUUGAAAUUUUUCAACAUGUACAUUUUCACAAAGUUCGGCAUAAAAUGUUUAACAAUAUGAUACUGAAAAAUGAUAAUGCAGGCGAAAAUAAAAGUUAGAUUUUGGUAAAAAUGCGAGGAGAAAGUUAAUUUCCGGCAUUAUGUAAAAAGCAUUGCAACAGUUAGCUACUCUCUGCAAAAUAUUUUGGUUAUUUAUAAGAAUAUCUUUCAAAAAUCUUAUGUCAGUAAGUUUGUACCACAGGUCACUGCAGUUUAUGGUCAAAGUCUGGUUUAGGUGGUCUGUUUAUUCGGGAUAUCUUAAAAGAGGCAUGAUAAGCCUUAAUGACCUGAAGGUCUUGUGUGUAUAAAUAUGGUGCAUACAUAUCAGUACUUGUUUUCCAUUGAUAAACAGUUACUGUUUUGUGUAAAAUGUGCUACAAACUUUAGACUGAAAAGAAAAAUGAAACUUGAUAAAUGUCUCAUUGAGAGUUCCUUAAUUUAAGUUGUCCUGGUCCCGUGUUCACAAAACAUUUUCAGUCUCAGCUGAGUUUGAUAAUGAAACUUAAUUUCUCAUUUAUAUCAAAAUAGCAUGUUUAACACAAACUUUAAGUUAAUAAGCAUUUUAAAGUGAGUAUUCCGUAUUGAUGGUCAGUCUAAUUUGGAAUUUAAGCUUGAAGUUUCAGUAAAACUGAUAUUAAAAUUUCAAACUCAAACUCAGCUGAGAUCGAAAAAUGUUUUGUGAACACGGGGCCUGGUUCAGUGUUUACCUAAAUCUUAUAAUGUACAUUUUUUCUCUCAAAUAUGUGUUGUUAAUGCAAAUGUCUAAACCUUUGAUUUGUCAUUUGGCAUACCUUCAUAUCAGUAGAACAUUCGCGAGUCUUACUAUACUGUGUUGGUGCCCCGUAAAACCCAAAUAAAUAAAUAAAUAAAAUUACAUUUAGUAAGGAAGAACUAUAUGUUUUGAACUUUUGAUACUGUAUCGUAAAACCACUGUUGUUGCCAUAGAUAUUUAAUGGGGACAUGGAUUGAUGGUGGAAUUUGAUAUUGCUGACUGUGCGACACUACUAAUCAUUUUCCAUUUUCAUUUUCUCCACGCAACAAGCAAUAAAUUAAUUAGGGCAGUUUUCCAUUGAUAAUCUUGUUUUUCAACCUUAAUGUGAUGCCAUUUUAUUUUAAUCUAAUCUGUCUGUAUGUUUAGUAUCUUUUGGUUGUAGAAAGACCGAGGUUACCCUGAAAAAAAGGUCAUAACUUAUGUGAAAGGUCCACACAGAAGGUCACUAAUUAAGAAAUAAUAAAUCUGUUCCUGUAUUUUAUCAGUUAAUAAAAUAUGGGCAGGAGUUUGGAUGCGUAAUAAUUAAAUCAAGAGUGCGUAGCACGAGUGAUUUAAUUAUUUGCAUCCAAACGACUGUCCAUGUUUUAUUAAUUGAUAAAAUUAUUGGAACAUAUUUAUUAUUUCGAUUGUAACAAAGCAAAUAAUUCGCAUUUUACAGUACUACAUUUUCAGCAUAAUACGUCAUUCGGAUCAAAUGCUGUUACAAUUUACCCCCUAUGGUUAGAGAGUGUUGCAUAGCCAAUGGAACGUAUAGAUAUUUGUUUCUUUUUUAUCAGAAUUUUGAGAAGUACAUGUGUAUUCAUAAAUCAGUAAUCUGACAUCUCGCAAACUAAUUAUGAACAUAAUCAAAUUAGGCGAGUUAACCCUGUGUUGCGAGUGACGAGCUUAACUUUUAUAUGACGUCACAUCAUUAUGACGUCAUACUUUUAUGUCAUACAUUUAUGACGUCACCGCUGAAUCAUAAUUGAGCUAAUUGAAUUAGCUCGUAGAGAUAAGAACGUGUUUUACGGACCUACAUAUAAGUCAUUAUGACUUUUUAUUAUAUUUAUGUUUUUGAAAUGCUGUUUUCAACCGUUUGUCCCUGAAAUAAUUCGUAUGUAAUGGAACUGAAGUAGAAUCUCUUAUGUUACAAUCAUAGGGGGGUGAAAUGUAACAGCCAACAAUAUUUUAUCGUAGAUUCAUGUAUAGGUGAUUUCGCUAUAUGUUUAUAUAGCAAUUGCUGCGGAUUGUGUUAGAAUUAAGAAAUAAUGUGUAGAAAAACCAUGUUUUAACAUUAUUAAUGCACAGAAAGAGGUAUUUAGGUAAAACACAAUUUUGCUAUACAUUAAUUCUAUUCUAAUAUGCCCUCAAUCUAAAACAGUAAAUAAAAUAAAAAAGCACUCUUUGACAUUGACGUCAUCUCACGUUAAGUGAUGUCAUUUUAGCGUGUGUUUUAACAGAAGCAAGCAUAUUUGAAUGAAACUUAAUGGAAGACAUUCACUUUAUGAUGAUAUAAUUAUGCCUGGUUUUGUUGACUUUUGUAUAUUGGUGCUGUUUUAUUAUUAAGUUGUGUUCUGGAUAAGAAUUUAUGUGCAAUAAUUUUUUAACAGUAUUUUAAUUUGUAGCCAUCUUUAUCAGAGCAAAUAUCAAAGAUUUUUUGUAAAAAAAUAGACUAAAAUUAAUGUUUAUCUGAAGGAGUAGUAUGUUUUUUAUAUGUAAUAUUCCUGUGUUAACAACAGCAACUUAGACAUGUGUUACAUAAAUUUGGUUUGUUAUAUAAAGUUGCUUUUAUGUGUUGUGUUAAGGUAGUUCUGUAUGUUGUGAUCAUUUUUUCUCAACAUUAUCCAGAAAAAUGA
Molecule: messenger RNA, 7007 nt
Organism: Mercenaria mercenaria
Lineage: Eukaryota; Metazoa; Mollusca; Bivalvia; Venerida; Veneridae
Product: acyl-CoA:lysophosphatidylglycerol acyltransferase 1-like
Exons: 6
Coding region: 103-1227 (374 amino acids)
Cellular component (GO): endomembrane system
Molecular function (GO): acyltransferase activity
Source: RefSeq, a predicted model, not a curated record